Molecule: messenger RNA, 2179 nt
Organism: Gadus morhua (Atlantic cod)
Lineage: Eukaryota; Metazoa; Chordata; Actinopteri; Gadiformes; Gadidae
Product: lysophosphatidylserine lipase ABHD12
Exons: 13
Coding region: 849-1925 (358 amino acids)
Biological process (GO): monoacylglycerol catabolic process; phosphatidylserine catabolic process
Cellular component (GO): endoplasmic reticulum membrane
Molecular function (GO): monoacylglycerol lipase activity; phosphatidylcholine lysophospholipase A1 activity
Source: RefSeq, a predicted model, not a curated record
GAUUCAUAAUUUUUAUCAUCACUAGUAAAUCAUUACAGCUAGUUCAAAACUAUUGACAGGGUCAAAAGGUGGACUUGCUAGUUGACUUCUAAAUGAAGACAUAUGAGGACAUGUAGGCUAUUUUUACAUCGUCAAAUCACGUACUAAGUUAAAUUAUAUUCAGAAAUAAACUUCUAAAAAAGGUUUUGCCGAUCAACAAUUAUCGAACAAACAUACAAGUAUUUGUAUUGAGCUGUUGCAGAAUGUUCCACAUAUAUCUUUAUUUCUGCAACAGAAAUGUCCGUUUUCAUGGGAAUUCCAUUUUUGUUUACGCUUUGUGUGUCUCUGAGAAGGAAGAAAUAGCUCGUUUCUCUCCAUUGAGACCCAUUAUUAGAUUACGAGCUCAGAGGUCUCAUGGGGGUCUACCGGAAAGGGCGGACUUACAAGCUAGCCGUUAUUGGCGAGGGAGAGGGCGGGACUUUCUGAUGCAUGGGUUUAGCGGCGAGUAAGAGGGACAAAUCUAAGGGCCAUCCCUUUCCGUCUGAAAUCCAUGGUUAUGACUGAAAUAGAAAAAAAAUAAAGAUGUGUACAUGUUUCGGGCAUACAUUUUGUCACAGUCAUGCUUUUCAGGGAGUCGGCUGCUCAUAGGAAGUAAAGACUGAAAAUUACCGGGAUAGCGAUGCAAUGCAUGGUCCUCUCUCCAACUACUUGGCGCCUCCCCCAACAUAUGACGGAGGUGGAUUUUCGCUAUAUUGUAUUCCCCCCGCUGGUAAAAGACACUAGUCCAGAUACGCGUUGGAGUUCAGGCCGCAGUCAUUUCAUAUUCCCUGCACAUACUAACUCUACUUACUUAGUAAUUACUAAGUACAAUGAGGAAAAGAGUUACUGAACAUUCUGAUGGCGAGAAUGUGUCCUCAUCCUCUCGCAUGCAGACGAAAACAACCGUUUGCCAGGAAAAGAAGGGGCUGGCAUCAAAAUACUGGUUUUGGGUAAAAAGUGGCGCAUUUGCACUUUGUGCUAUUUUUAUUAUGAUGCCUAUCUUGGAGGAGCUUCCUGAAAUAAUAAGGCAGCGUGUAUAUUAUCAUCGAAUCAGAGCACCAUUUGUGUUUGAUCUCAGUCAUCCGGCUGAACUGGCACUAAAUCACACCAUCAACAUGUACCUUGAACCUGAAGAAGGAAUCUCCCUUGGCAUAUGGCACACUGUCCCGGAUGGUAAGUGGAAAGAAGCUCAAGGGAAGGACUCUGCAUGGUACCACAGAUCUCUGAAAGAUGGAAGUCCAGUUAUCAUUUAUCUACAUGGUAGAACACAGACAAGGGCAGCCAAGCAUCGCAUUGGAGUGGUCAACGUAUUGAGUUCCAUUGGUUGCCAUGUGUUGUCAAUGGAUUACAGAGGGUACGGUGACUCGACUGGAAAGCCCACGGAGGAAGUCCUUACCAAGGACGCUGUCUGGCUGCAACGUUGGGCCAAAGAGCACAGCGGAGGCAGCCGAGUGCUCAUCUGGGGACACUCUCUUGGAAGCGGAGUGGCUACAAACACAGCUGUCAGAUUAAUGGAGCAAGGUGUGCUAGUUGACGGUGUGAUCCUUGAAGGUGCAUUUAAAAAUGCACGGGGGGCAGAGCCUCAAAGUUACUUCUACAGGUAUUCAUGGACGAUAAAAAGGCUCAUAUUGAGAGACGAAUUGGGCGAUAUGAUCUUCCCUAAUGACGAGAAUGUAAAGAAAAUGAGGAACCCGCUUCUGUUCCUUCAUUCAGAGGAUGAUCAUUUAACUACGCUUCGUAACGCUGAACAGAUGUAUCAGGCAGCGCUAAGUGUCCAGGAUGACAAACGAGUCAGGAUGGUAACGUUUGAAGGCUCUCUGGGGUAUCUGCAUAAUGGAUUAUAUAAAGACCCUCGCCUGCCCGCCAUCAUCAAGAACUUUGUGGUUACAACAGAAGAAAUGUCGUGAAGAUCUUCAGAAUGGCCUUGCCAUGCAGGGAACGAUGACGUAAAUUUACACAUCACUUAAGGAUAUACAUUUUAUUACGUUAAUAUAAUUUCAAUGACUUUGUUCGAUUUCUGUUAAACAUAAUUCCAAUGACUUUGUUUCUUUUCUCUUAAACAGUAUUGGUGCUGAUGAAUUAUUCACAAUACUUACAAAUAAAUAUGUGUAUGUAUUGGUAAAUUUAUGUUGAUAAUAAUAAUAAUUUGGUUAAAAAAUAA